This is a messenger RNA of Synchytrium microbalum, 755 nucleotides long. RefSeq lists its product as uncharacterized. Lineage: Eukaryota; Fungi; Chytridiomycota; Chytridiomycetes; Synchytriales; Synchytriaceae. The record is from RefSeq and is a predicted model, not a curated record. The coding region runs from base 39 to 755 and encodes 238 amino acids. Gene Ontology annotation, cellular component: membrane; cytoplasm. The transcript is spliced from 2 exons.
GCCACUCAGUUCAAAAGACCGGUCAAAAACCAGCAACGAUGGCGUCAAUAUUGCGAGGAUAUUCGAAUUUUCUUGAGAGGACAGGUCUUUUUGGGCAAAUGAUCACAGCUGCCUCGCUCUGGUCGACAGGGGACAUCUUAUGUCAAUAUAUAACACGACCAACAGCACCAACACCCACAUCGACGAGCCCUCCAUCCACUAGCGGCAACAGAAUAUCAGCGCAAGCAGCAAUCUCAAAGGAUCUGUCCUUCCCACUAUCCCAAAUCACGGAAACUGUCAAGGCAUCAAACACGGCUGCCAUCAUACCACGCAGUAGUACCUUUGAAAUCGAUUAUAAACGCGUCGCUAUCAUGGCCACGUUUGGAUUCUGUAUGGCCGGCCCGGCUUAUACAUACUGGUAUAGGUUUCUAGAUAAACACGUCGUGUCGUAUACCAGCAGGGUGCUGAAGAAGCAGCAGCAGUUGAAUCCGACUCUGAAUGUGUCUAAAAUUAAUAUGGCUUGGAAGAUCGCCAUUAUUAAAGUGGCACUAGACGACUUUGUAUUCGAACCAAUUUAUCUGCCGGCGUUCUUCACUUCCACUGGACUUCUGAGCGGAAACACUGUUACAACUGUCACGACUCAGAUCAAGAACGAAUUCUGGCACACCUACUUUAUAGACUUGCUUUUAUGGACGCCUGUACAGUUAAUCAAUUUUAGAUGGAUUCCGCUGCUGUAUCAACCAGUGCUGGUUAAUUGUGUCAAUAUCGGAUGGUAA